Molecule: messenger RNA, 860 nt
Organism: Mytilus trossulus (common blue mussel)
Lineage: Eukaryota; Metazoa; Mollusca; Bivalvia; Mytilida; Mytilidae
Product: adhesion G-protein coupled receptor D1-like
Exons: 6
Coding region: 86-469 (127 amino acids)
Biological process (GO): cell surface receptor signaling pathway; adenylate cyclase-activating G protein-coupled receptor signaling pathway
Cellular component (GO): plasma membrane
Molecular function (GO): G protein-coupled receptor activity
Source: RefSeq, a predicted model, not a curated record
GUUGAGCCUUGAAUCAAGCCUUAUCUGGGCGUUUAUAGGACCGGCAUUGCUUAUCAUUUUGAUUAACUGUGUUAUAUUUGUCAUUAUGGUAUACAAAAUGAUGACUAUUAGGGGAAUAGCUGGCAAAACGCUAAGAGAAAAGGCAAGGAUUGGAUUAAAAAGUAUCUGCAUUAUUUUACCGUUGUUUGGAGUAACUUGGGUACUUGGUGCAUUUUCGGUGAACGAUGACCUAGUCGUGUUCCAAUACCUAUUUGCUAUUUUCAACUCUCUCCAGGGUCUUUUUAUUUGUGUGUUCCAAUGUUUUCUUAAUAAGCAGAUCAGGCAAGGUUACGAUCACUAUCAAAGACGGCUACAUUCAAAAUCUACAAAUUCUACUACUACUGACAACACAAAAAGGUCAUCAAGCCAUCGUCAAAGAUUUAUGUACAGAAAGGAAGAAUCACUGAAAAGAACCAUCUCAACCGCAUAAGGCGCAUUCCAAUAUUUUAUUCUUCGAUAAAAUACAAACCAAUUUUAUAUAAUUUAUCAUUUGGAAGUAGGAGAGAGAGAGGGAUAAGAUUGGUCAUCUGAAAUAAUGGUAUACUGUACAUAAGUUAAACAAAACAUUUCGACAGGUUUAAUGUUUAUACAAUGUAAAACAAUCUUUUGUUCGACUGUUUAUCGUUAUGCUUUUUAUUCUCAUAAUCAAAUAAAACAUAUUUUAUAUAUUUUCAAUAAGUCUUGAUAUAACUUUAAGAUCACAUGUUUUUAAAUUUGGAUGCAUCUAACAGCAUCACAUCGUGAAUGGAAUAAACAGUACAACACGUAAUGUGGAAUUGAGCUUGCCUCUAGUUGAAGCAAAUUUUACAUUUGAUAAUGAU